Messenger RNA from Callorhinus ursinus (northern fur seal), 822 nucleotides. Its product is annotated as membrane-spanning 4-domains subfamily A member 6A-like. Gene Ontology annotation, cellular component: plasma membrane; trans-Golgi network. NCBI's taxonomy places the organism in Eukaryota, Metazoa, Chordata, Mammalia, Carnivora, Otariidae. Gene Ontology annotation, biological process: cell surface receptor signaling pathway. The record is from RefSeq and is a predicted model, not a curated record.
CCGAACAGAUAUCCAAGCUGAGCUCGCCGCUAAUACAGCUAAUACAGCUAAUAAACAUCACAGUGUUGAUGGUACCAUCAUAUCACAGCCAUGGCCAAUCAGACCAUCAUAGUUCUGACACCAAACGGCAUCAAUUUCCCCCAAACAGAGGAACCCAAACCCACCAACCAGAGGCAAGACAGCCUAGAGAAACAUCUAAAGGCAGAUGUCAAAGUCCUUGGGACCAUCCAGAUCCUGUGUGGGGUGAUGGUGUUGAGUUUGGGAAUUAUUGUGGUGUCUGUUCCUUCCUCUCCACAAUUUACCCCGAUGCUUUCCACCCUGUUGAAGGCUACUUACCCAUUCGUAGGAGCCUUGUGUUUUGUCAUUUCUGGAAUUCUAUCAAUCAUCAUGGAGAAAAAGUCAACUAAACCUUUGGCUCAGAGCAGUGUGGCUGCAAAUAUUCUGAGCUCUCUAUGUGCUCUUGUGGGUUUUAUUCUCCUCUCUGGCAACCUGGCUGCUUUGGAUUCUGCCUUUUGGAAGUGUGACUUGAACAGAGAGGACAGAGUACCUAAAGGGUAUUCACUUUUCCAUUAUCUGCACCCAUAUGCUAAGGACGACUGUUUCACGGCCAAAACCACUCUGCCUGGAACUCUGUCUGUGAUGCUGAUUUGCACGGUGCUGGAGUUCUGCAUGGCCGCGCUCGCUGCUGUGGUUUGGUGGAAACAGGCUUACUCUGACUUCGCUGGGAGUGUGCUUUUCCUGCCUCAGAGUUACAAGAAUAAAUCCAGCAUACCUGCAAAAGCAUUUUCUGACCCUGGCUAUGAAGAACUAUUGACUUCUUAG